CCGCUUCAACGGGAGCAUAGGGUGAUGGAAUGCAGGGACUUUUCUCCAAGGUCCCUGUCCUCCAGCGGCGUGCAAGUGCUGCCGGUGCUCGGCGAUCUCCGACGGAGCCUGCGCAGUGAGCUGAGAGAAGCUUGUCGUGAUUUGCCUGAGUUCAAGCCAGGCGUACGGCGACUUGCCCUCGGCAGCUUCGGGGCUUUGGGCACACCGUCAUCGUUCCAUCUCCCAGUGCUUCGCGAAUGCAGAUUGCGUUGCAUGGCUUCCGCCAUCCGCCUCUUCCGCUCGCACGUCACGGUGGACGUCGAGGUCGCGGAGCUUGCGGCUCCGCAUCGACGGCUUACGAAUCGACGCCUGGAGAUGUUGUGGGAUCGGCUUUGCAUACGACACCGAGGCGACAAGAUGAGCGGCGAAACGGCGCACCGCGACGUGGCCCGCUUCAAGCUGCCGGAAGACGAAAUCUUCGGCGGCUGGCUGAACUUGGACGCGCAGAGUCAAUACUUCCAUUGUGUUCCUGGAAGUCAUAGAGACACAACAUGCUCCAAAGUCGGCUUUUGUCGUGAGCCCUCCAAAGCGUCCUCAAUGAGACGUGUGGAGGUUCCGGCCGGGCAUUUGGUGAUUUUCUUCCAAGAGAUCCUCCAUGAGGUGCCUCGUCAAAGCUGCAAAUGUUCCACUUCCUUGCGCCUCUUUGUGGGUUGGCGCCUCACUCGAUCCACCUUAAGCCUUCAAGACCUGGCAGCCAAGAAGAAGCCAGGUGUUCCCACCACCGCCAUGCUGGUGGCGACGCAGGGUGUGCCGUUGCUACCCAGCGGCCAAGAGCCACCGAUGUAUGCGCGGAAUCACUUCAACUUUUGGAGAAAAGGUCUCAUUGCAUGGUCGGAGCAAAGUAUCCGCGAGAGCUGUUUAGAGCUCAAAGUCUGCGGCGGAUGCGAACGAUGGCUGGUGCCGCGCUUUCUCAAGAGUCUCCAAGAGCUUGGCUUGCCGUUGUAUGCCAAGUACACCGAUGAAGAGUUAAGUAUUAUGAAACCUGCAGAAGAAUGGACCAUCUUCGGCAAACGCUUUCGUCUGUGGCCUGAGUUUGAUUUCGUUCCAUUGCGCCCACCCGACAGCUGCGGUGAGGUUGGCAAGAAGCGGACCUGGAGUGCAAUGGAACAGUUGAAAAGCGGACGAGAUGUGCCGAUGGGUCUCGUGGCAGGUAAGAUCAGUUCCCGUUGA
This is a messenger RNA of Cladocopium goreaui, 1209 nucleotides long. The record is from the annotation of a GenBank genome assembly. NCBI's taxonomy places the organism in Eukaryota, Dinophyceae, Suessiales, Symbiodiniaceae.